GGGUGGGGGGUGACAAACAGCCUCCUGGGCGUGGAGGUGUGUCUGGUUUUACCCACUACUGGAUCCUUAGCACUUGGGAAUGGCUGGCUCAGAGAAGGGCCAAAUAAAAGUUUUUUGAAUGAAUAAACGAGUGAUGUUAAGUGUAUAUACAGAGGAGAGAACAGGUAGGAAUAGCCUUGGUGGUCAUGAUGGGUGCUGGGGACAUGGAUGGACAGGAGGGUGUCUGACCCUCUUCCUUCCUGGCCACCUCAGCUCUCCUUGUUCAGGCUCCACGGGCCCAAUGCUCUCCCCAGCUGGAGCAGCCCAGGCCUCCCUGGCAGAUUCCAGAGGCCCCACCCUGGUUCCCAGCCUUCUGAGGCCCCCCUCCCCACCGGGCUCCUGAGGGUGCAGGCCACAGACCCCCUUCCAGGCCUGGUAGAUAUGCUGCGGGUGCCAGGCAUGACCUGCAGGCCUGAGCCAGCCUUUCUGCCCCCUUGUCUGCCCUAGCCCAGGCCUCCUUCACCCUAGGCAAAGUAACAGGUAGACUAGAGAGGCGUGGUCUCCAGGGUUCCUUCACUCUGACGUCCAGAGGUCUGCGAGAAGCUGAGGACCAACCCACAAUCACUAUCUUUCAGAGAAAGUGAAACCUGGUCCCCAACCGUCACCACGGCGACUCCCCCACCCUGGCUUCCCCUCUGAGCUCACAGCUUCCCCAUCUCCUCCGCCCCCCACACCAUCCCUCAACAGCUAGUACUUGGAAUUAGACUUUCAGCUUUCUUUUUUCCUUCAAAGGACUUUUGCCUUUUAUGUCCAUGACAGCAGCAGCUCUGUGAGCCUGAGCCAGGAAAUACUGUUUGAACCCUCCUUUUACAGGUGGGGCCUCUGAGGCCCAGAGAGGUUAAAUGACUUGCCUCUGGUCACACAGUAUGUCAGCCCCCUUGAGCCCUAACCUCCUGUUUCUCUUGCUUUAAGCACCUGUUUUCCCACCGAAGACCCUGUCUGUAAAGAAAGAGCCUAGGUGUGGGCAAUGGGCCUGGGAUAAACAAGGUUGGUUGCAAGGGGUUUGCAUGAUGGGAGAAAGGAGAUGGCUGGGAGCCCCACUGGGGGAUGCAGGUCCUGGGGCCAGAACCACAAUCUCGGGGCUGCCAGCCUGGGUCUGGCUCUGUGCCCAGAGCCCGGUGGUUUCCGCUCACAGAUGUCCCAACAGCCUCAGCAGGAGGGCGGGAAGGGCACUCAAGAAGGAAGAUGUCUCGCUCCCCUCAGUCCCAAACCACAGUGGCUGGUGAGGCUGAUGGCUCCUGGGCCGAGCCUGGCCUGCGGGCCCUCUGAGGCCCCAGUUGGCACACUCUCCCCUCUAUCCUGGGCACAGCUCCCUGCACAUGGCUCGGACCCCCAUGUUCCCUACUCGCCCCAGGAAGGCUGGGGCUGCGGUUUGCAUCAUCCUUGGGCGUGGGGCUGACCUCGAAGAACGAAUUCGAAGAAAACAGGAGGAGGAGCAGGCAUGCCACCGCACCCAGCGCCCAUUGGCCGCCCGUGGAAACUUUGGUUUUUGGGGUCAUGUUCCCAGAAGGCCUGCCCCUCCCCCCCCCACUCCCCACCCACCUCACGAGGUGUUGGCCAAUCGCCCUGGCGGGCAUAAAGUGGCUGCUAGCCCGCAGGGCUCCCAGCCAGGAGGUGUCACCCCCAGCAGGCGCCGGCCGGAGCUCGGGCACCCAGCAUGCGGGCACAGCUUAUGCGGAGGACGCUGCUCAAUGUGGGACACGAAGGGAGAGAAGAGGAAGGUGCAAGAGGUCGAGGACAAUGCUGGCCUUGUGUGACCUGGGUCUGGUCCUCGGACUCCUGUUCCUGAGUACGCCGGCCAUGGGCAGCUGUUUGGACAACUACCAAGAGCUCCUUGGGCAGCUUCAGAAGCAGGCGGACUUCAUGCAGCACACCAGCAUGCUCCUGGACCACUAUAUCAGCAUCCAAGGCCUGGACAAGGAUGGUCUGAAGGAGCACUGUCAGGAGCGCCCCGGGGUCUUCCCCAGCAAAGAUGCCCUGCAGCGGCUCAGCAGGCAGGAAUUUCUGCAGAUCCUUAACAACACACUGGGCCACGUUCUGCACAGACUGAGAACUUUACAGAAGGACAUCCCCAAAGCCCAGGACUUAGAGAAGCUAAAUAUAGCAAAGUUAAACAUUCGCGGGUUCAAGAACAAUAUCCACUGCAUGGCCCAGCUGCUUCCAGGCUCCUUGGAGAAGACUGAGCCCACUCCGACAGGCCCAGGGGCUUCUCCAUCACCCACCCCCAUCUCAGACGCCUUUCAGCGCAGGCUGGAGGGCUGCAGGUUCCUGCAUGGCUACCACCGCUUCAUGCACUCAGUGGGUCAGGUAUUCCGAGAGUGGGGGCAGAGCCCGAGUCGGAGCCGGAGACACAGCCCCCGCCGGGGCCUGCGGAAGGGGACCCACAGGACACAUCUCUCCAGCAGGAACAAAAGACUCAUGCCCAGAGGGUGGCUGCCCCGGUAGCCUUAGGGGUACCCCUGGCAGAUAAAGGACUCACAGGUAUUCUGUAGGAUGGCCCAUCCCCGCUGGCCUCCAAACCUGCUCUCCUCUGUUCCCCGCCCCCCCCCCCGCCCCCGUCAGAAGCGCACUUUAAGGGGUGGGAGCCAAGCAGGCCCCUCUACCUCCUCCAGGCGGGGAGGGUAGGGUCAGGCCAUUGAACCCCCAGCCCUGAGUUCCCCAGUCUCGGUGGGAUGGCCAGGUCAGGCCACGCGGGGCUAACUUUCCAUUGAUUCAGGGGUCUGAUGACACAGGCUGACUCAUGGCCAGACUGACUGCCCCCCCUGCUCUGCUCCCCAGAGGCCUGUCGGCCCUUCCCUCUCAUGACUUGCAGGGCUGUUGACCCCAGACUUCCUCCUUUCCAUGGAGGCAUGGUUCCGAGGGGGAGGUCAGGGCCUGAGCUGGCCUCUUAUGCCUCAUUGCCAGUCUCAGGCCAGACACCUGGACAUCUGGGUGACCUCAUUUUAGGCAGCUGUGACACAGGCAGAGUGUCCUAGAAGAAGUGCUGAUCGGGGUAGGGUGUCUAAAAGUGGGGCUCAAGUGCCCUCUCACUGUGUAGCCUCGGGAAGACCACCUUACCUCUCUGGACUUCAGUUUUCUUUUUGUGAUUCAAGAGGGUUGGGACUGUGUAAAGCCCUCUCUGCUUGCCAGUAGCUGGGAUUCUAUGACAUACAGUGGAUAUCAAAUGCAGUGCAAAUGGACAUGGAGUAAAGACCUAGUGUCUGGAAGUACCCAGUCUUGGGUCCUGGCUGCUGGCUCCUCCCCCUGGUGGUGCAUCAUGAAAUUUUCUCAUGCUGAAGCGAGGGAGUCCCAGAAGCUGCUGGGCCAAUUCUUUGCAGGGAUAUGAUUAAUUUAUCGAUUUUUAUCAGUUUUUAUCUGUUUCCUAUUUAUAAGGCUUAUUUAUGAUAUGUAUUUAAUGUUAAUAUUGUGCCAACAUAUAUUUAAAACUUGCCUGGUUUCUAAA
Messenger RNA from Neofelis nebulosa (Clouded leopard), 3481 nucleotides. RefSeq names its product oncostatin M (gene OSM). Lineage: Eukaryota; Metazoa; Chordata; Mammalia; Carnivora; Felidae. Gene Ontology annotation, biological process: immune response; oncostatin-M-mediated signaling pathway. Gene Ontology annotation, molecular function: cytokine activity; oncostatin-M receptor binding. Bases 1537 to 2484 code for a protein of 315 amino acids. Gene Ontology annotation, cellular component: extracellular region. The transcript is spliced from 4 exons. The record is from RefSeq and is a predicted model, not a curated record.